UUGUUAUUUUGGUUGAUGUCUUUUCAUUGUUUGUCUCACUCAUGUUUCCUGAUUGAUCUCAUUUAUUUUUAUUUCAACCCUAAAAUAUGUUGUGUAUUUUUAAGCCUUUCUGUGUUUGGUGUGAUAUCCAAGUUCCUUGCUGUUCUGUUCUGGUUUUUGAUCGUGUCGUGUUCCCCCUUUUGUGUGUUUUGGAUUAUCCUUGCUAACUUGGCUUGUACAGUAGAUCGCUCGACCUCUGCCUGUUUCCUGUUAGUCAGUUUUCAUUCAUGAUUUGGAAUAAUCUGCCUUCUCUUUAAAUAAAAUGCCUUUACUGCACCUGAAAUUAACUUUAUUAUUACAGGAUGUGAUGAACUAAAUAGUGUAGAUUCAUGAAAUAAAACCUUUAACUGUACUCUUUAGUCAGUAGUGUUGCAGAUUCCCAGAUUAAUCCUGAUAAUGCCAAACCCAUGGUUACAGAUCAGUAUGAUGAACCACUCUUUGUGCUGCUUAAGUCAAACAAUAAAAACCAAAAUGAACCCUUCUUUAAAUUACACACUAAAGUGAACUUAAUGGUAACUUAAACUUGAACUCCAGUCCUGUUCAGUUUGGUUCAUUUCAGAUUUACAUCCAGUUUGUUUUGUAAAGUAGGGAAAGUUGGAGGUGCUAUUUGGCAGCAUGUCAGAUCACUGUUUCAUCAGAUUUUAAAGUACGGACCAGAAAGACACUCAGAUACACUGUUUAUCAGCUGCAAAAUCUGAUGGUUUACCUCCUUCACAUUUCAGUGACUUUAUCCUCAACACAUCAGUAAUGGAGCAGCGUCUAUUCAUACUCUUGAUUUUCACAGGAUUCAUCCCUCUCAUCCUGUCCAUCUCUCGUCAGUACUAUCUGAUCCAGCAGGGGAAAACCUGGAGUGAUGCUCAGGCUUACUGCAGAGCCACAUACACUGACCUGGCGAUCAUCGACAGUAAUGACAACAUGGUCCGACUUCAGAAUGAAGCACAAAAACAACAGUUCAGUUCCAGUGCUUGGAUUGGACUCUACAAUCCCAUCAACAGCUGGCGCUGGUCCAUGGGAAAUGAACCACUGGGGACUACGUGGUGGGAACCAAGUCAACCCAAUAAUGUUGGUGGACAUGACGAGUGUGGUGCGAAUUCUCCCUGGGGUUGGUAUGAUCUGGACUGUACUUCACUACUCCCCUCUGUCUGUUUUGAUGACAGUUAUACUGGAAAUCAGAGUUACAUUUACAUUACUACUAAUUUGACAUGGCAGGAAGCUCAGACUUACUGUAGACAGCAUCACACAGACUUGGCCAGCUCAAGAGAUGCAACUGAAGAAUCAGUGAUACAGGGACUGAACUCUGACUGGACUUGGUUUGGUCUGUUCAGAGACUCCUGGAAGUGGACAGACCAAACUAGCUUCUCUACCAUCAGCUGGAUGUCUGGAAAACCAGAUAAUGCUGAUUGUGAUGACAACUGUGGUUAUAUAAAUAACAGGCUAUUGAUGCUCAGUGCUCAGACAUAAUGCUUUUCUUUUGUU
Molecule: messenger RNA, 1515 nt
Organism: Tachysurus fulvidraco (yellow catfish)
Lineage: Eukaryota; Metazoa; Chordata; Actinopteri; Siluriformes; Bagridae
Product: putative C-type lectin domain family 20 member A
Exons: 4
Coding region: 787-1500 (237 amino acids)
Source: RefSeq, a predicted model, not a curated record